AUGGCAAAUUCUCUGUAUGCAUCUAUUAUUGUUAUCGUUUUUUGUGUGAAUAAUAGUUUUUCAAUAUUGAAGCCUAUACCUGAUUAUUUACAUAUUUGCCACCGCUCAAAUCCAGACAUUCCAAAAUGUAUUAUAGAAUCAGCAUAUUUUUUAAGAAGCAAAMUUGCAGAAGGAAUUCCCGAAUUCGAUGUCGCCCCUAUGGACCCAAUGUUAAUAAACGCUCUUAUUCCAACUAAUGGGAACGGGCUGAAAAUAGAGACCAACAAUUUGUUAGUCACCGGAACCAAAAAUUUUACAAUUAAUCAUCUUAUAGCUGACAUAGRCAAACAAAAGUAUAAGUUCCAAGUGAGAUUCCCUCACAUGCACGUACUCGGUAAUUACAGCAUCGACGGAAAAAUAGCGAGAAUGGUCAUCAAAGGUCAAGGAGAUUUCGAUUUGGACAUAUAUGGAGUGAAAUGCAACGUAUCACUACUGGGAAACGUCAUCAAUAUCAACGGUUUGAAUUUCAUACGUUUCCAUCAUAUAUCACUUAGAAUCGCAAUAAGCAGAGGAAAUAUAGAACUAAGAAAUUUAUUUGGUGGUGAUAAAAACUUAGGUAAGUUCAUUGAUUUUCUUUUAGGUGAAGUACUCAAUUUGGCUAUAAAUGCAAAUUUCAUUAUGUUUUUCAUGGAGCUCAGGCCGAUCAUUCAAAAGGUGCUCGAAGAGUUCGUGUUAGACACUGUGGAAAAACUUACACAACAUUUUACCUACGAACAACUGUUUCCAGAUUAA
Molecule: messenger RNA, 771 nt
Organism: Diuraphis noxia (Russian wheat aphid)
Lineage: Eukaryota; Metazoa; Arthropoda; Insecta; Hemiptera; Aphididae
Product: putative beta-carotene-binding protein
Biological process (GO): multicellular organismal reproductive process
Source: RefSeq, a predicted model, not a curated record